Molecule: messenger RNA, 1539 nt
Organism: Pan troglodytes (chimpanzee)
Lineage: Eukaryota; Metazoa; Chordata; Mammalia; Primates; Hominidae
Gene: MYOG
Product: myogenin
Exons: 3
Coding region: 15-764 (249 amino acids)
Biological process (GO): positive regulation of myoblast differentiation; skeletal muscle cell differentiation; positive regulation of skeletal muscle fiber development
Molecular function (GO): protein dimerization activity; DNA-binding transcription factor activity, RNA polymerase II-specific; RNA polymerase II cis-regulatory region sequence-specific DNA binding
Source: RefSeq, a predicted model, not a curated record
CGGGGAGGGUUUAAAUGGCACCCAGCAGUUGGCGUGAGGGGCUGCUGGAGCUUGGGGGCUGGUGGCAGGAACAAGCCUUUUCCGACCCCAUGGAGCUGUAUGAGACAUCCCCCUACUUCUACCAGGAACCCCGCUUCUAUGAUGGGGAAAACUACCUGCCUGUCCACCUCCAGGGCUUCGAACCACCAGGCUAUGAGCGGACGGAGCUCACCCUGAGCCCCGAGGCCCCAGGGCCCCUCGAGGACAAGGGGCUGGGGACCCCCGAGCACUGUCCAGGCCAGUGCCUGCCGUGGGCGUGUAAGGUGUGUAAGAGGAAGUCAGUGUCCGUGGACCGGCGGCGGGCGGCCACACUGAGGGAGAAGCGCAGGCUCAAGAAGGUGAAUGAGGCCUUCGAGGCCCUGAAGAGGAGCACCCUGCUCAACCCCAACCAGCGGCUGCCCAAGGUGGAGAUCCUGCGCAGUGCCAUCCAGUACAUCGAGCGCCUCCAGGCCCUGCUCAGCUCCCUCAACCAGGAGGAGCGUGACCUCCGCUACCGGGGCGGGGGCGGGCCCCAGCCAGGGGUGCCCAGCGAAUGCAGCUCUCACAGCGCCUCCUGCAGUCCAGAGUGGGGCAGUGCACUGGAGUUCAGCGCCAACCCAGGGGAUCAUCUGCUCACGGCUGACCCUACAGAUGCCCACAACCUGCACUCCCUCACCUCCAUCGUGGACAGCAUCACAGUGGAAGAUGUGUCUGUGGCCUUCCCAGAUGAAACCAUGCCCAACUGAGAUUGUCUUCCAAGCCGGGCAUCCUUGUGAGCCCCCCAAGCUGGCCACAGAUGCCACUACUUCUGUAGCAGGGGCCUCCUAAGCCAGGCUGCCCUGAUGCUAGGAAGCCAGCUCUGGGGUGCCAUAGGCCAGACUAUCCCCUUCCUCAUCCAUGUAAGGUUAAUCCACCCCCCAGCAAGGGACUGGACGCCCUCAUUCAGCUGCCUCCUUAGAGUAGAGGGCAUCCCCUUUCCAGGGAGGUAAAGCAGGGGACCAGAGCGCCCCCUCGUGUAUGCCCCAGCUCAGGGUGCAAACUCAGGAGCUUCCUUUUUAUCAUAACGCGGCCUCUAAUUCCACCCCCCAAGUGAAACAGUUUGAGAGACGCAGUGUCCUGACCUGGACAAGCUGUGCACGUCUCCUGUUCUGGUCUCUUCCCGAUGCCAGUGGCUGGGCUGGGCCUGCCCUGAAUUGAGAGAGAAGAAGGGGAGAGGAACAGCCCUCUGUUCCCAAGUCCCUGGGGGGCCAAACUUUUGCAGUGAAUAUUGGGAACCUUCCAGUGGUUUUAUGUUUUGUUUCGUUUCGUGUGUUGUUUGUAAAGCUGCCAUCCGACCAAGGUCUCCUGUGCUGAAGUUGCCGGGGACAGGCAGGGAAAAGGGGUUGGGGCCUCUUGGGGGUGAUUUCUUUUGUUAACAAAGCAUCGUGUGGUUUUGCCAUUGUUUUGUAUUUUUUUUUUUUUUUUUUGCUAACUUAUUUGGAUUUCCUUUUUUAAAAAAUGAAUAAAGACUGGUUGCCAGAA